UCCAGUGCAACAUUUUUUUAACUAACUCUUCAUCGGUUAUGUUUAGUUCACUGGAGCGUAUUUUUAACUUCAGUGGCAAGGAAAAUAGCCCCUUUUCUGCGUGCUGCUAUUAGCCGACUCAACGAAAACUUGGAACAUCCGUGGAAGCCGUAGCGCAAAGGUAGAGGAUUUCAGUGUUGCCGUUUAGCAGCCCGAAGCUCAGAGGGAGAAGAGUGAAGCUGUCGUGUGAGACCUACUCGUCAGAUUUACACAGAGUCCCAAGGCACGAGGAUGGCCAUCCCUAAAGUCACAGGGCUGUCCUGGGAGAUAACCUGGCUUGCUAUUGUUCUCUAUGCUCACCUACAGACAAGAGCAGAGCAAUCCCAAGGUGCAUACUUCUUGCCUGAGUUUGCGCUUUCUCCACAAGGGAGUUUUCUCGAGGAUACCACAGGGGAGCAAUUCCUCACUUACCGCUAUGAUGACCAGAACUCCAGAAUCACUCGCUCUGAUGAAGAUAAAGAAGGUGCUUGGGAUGCCUGGGGUGCCUGGAGUGAUUGCUCUCGGACUUGUGGAGGGGGAGCCUCUUACUCCUUGAGGAGAUGUUUAAAUGGCCGGAACUGUGAAGGCCGUAAUAUUCGGUACAAAACCUGCAGUAGUAAUGAUUGCCCUUCAGAUGUUGGUGACUUUAGAGCACAACAGUGUUCAGCCUACAAUGAUGUUAAAUACCAGGGACAUUUUUAUGAGUGGAACCCUGUGUAUAAUGAUCCUACUGCACCAUGUACCCUGAAGUGUCAAGCUCUGGGAAAGAACUUGAUUGUGGAGCUUGCCCCAAAAGUACUAGAUGGUACUCGUUGCAAUACUGAAUCCUUGGAUAUGUGCAUCAGUGGAAUAUGCCAGGCAGUAGGCUGUGAUCGACAACUUGGGAGCAAUGCCAAGGAAGACAACUGUGGAAUCUGUGCAGGAGAUGGUUCAACAUGCAGGCUUGUGAGGGGACAAGCUAAGGCACAUGUCUCACCAGAAAAAAGGGAAGAAACCGUGAUUGCUGUACCACAUGGGAGUCGCAGUGUGAGAAUUACCUUAAAAGGACCAGCACACCUUGUUAUAGAGUCAAAGACACUGCAAGGAGACACGGGAGAGCACAGCUUCAAUGCUCCUGGAACAUUUGUCAUAGAAAAUACAACUGUUGAAUUUCAGAAGAGUACAGACAGGGAAAUCAUAAAGAUCCAGGGACCUCUUGGAGCAGAUUUCAUUAUCAAGACCAGGUACUCUGGAUCAAAGGAGAGUGUGGUUCAGUUCUUUUUCUAUCAACCCAUCAGUCAUCAGUGGAGACAAACAGAGUUCUUCCCCUGCACAGUAACAUGUGGAGGAGGUUAUCAGCUUAACUCAGCUGAAUGUGUGGAUAUUCGUCUGAAGCGUGUUGUUCCUGACCACUACUGUCAUUACUACCCAGAAAAUAAGAAACCAAAGCCCAAGCUAAAAGAAUGCAACAUGGAUCCCUGUCCUUCUAGUGAUGGAUUUAAAGAAAUCAUGCCUUACGACCACUUCCAGCCACUUCCUCGGUGGGAGCAUAACCCGUGGACUGCAUGUUCAGUCUCCUGUGGAGGUGGUAUUCAGAGGAGAAGUUUUGUGUGUGUGGAAGAGACCAUCCAUGGAGAGAUACUGCAAGUGGAAGAAUGGAAAUGCAUGUAUGCACCUAAGCCCAAAGUCAUUCAAACCUGCAAUCUGUUUGAUUGUCCUAAAUGGGUGGCAAUGGAAUGGUCUCAAUGCACAGUGACCUGUGGCCGAGGCCUGCGUUACCGAGUAGUGCUUUGUAUUGACCACCGUGGGCAGCACGUUGGUGGCUGUAAUCCACAACUUAAACUGCACAUAAAAGAAGAGUGCAUUGUGCCAAUACCAUGUUACAAGCCAAAAGAAAAAACUCCUGUGGAAGCAAAAUUGCCUUGGUUUAAACAGGCACAUGAAAUGGAAGAGACCAGAACAGUCUCAGAAGAGCCAACGUUUAUUCCUGAACCCUGGUCUCCAUGCAGUGCCACGUGUGGCAGUGGCCUACAGGUGCGAGACGUGAAGUGCCGAAUUCUUCUUGCAUUUACUCAGACUGAGGUUGAACUGCCUGAGGAGGAGUGUGAGGAUGUGAAGCCACCAACAGAACGAGUCUGUCACCAGGCAUCCUGUGACAGUGAUCCUGUCCCCUACACACCAGAAUUUUCACGUGCUGAAGAUGGUAGUGUGAUUUACGACUGGGAGUACAUUGGGUUUACUCCUUGUUCAGCCACAUGUCUUGGAGGGACACAAGAAGCCAUUGCAAUGUGUCUGCAUGUAGAGACAAAACAAGCUGUCAACGAAACCCUGUGUGACAAUUCCAAGAGACCACCACCAAUGACUCAUGCUUGCAAUAUGAAGCUUUGCCCUCCAAGGUGGCAAAGCGGCUCUUGGAGACAUUGCUCAGCUACCUGUGGGGUCGGGAUACAGACAAGAGAUGUGUACUGCCAGCAGCCAGGAGGAUCUGCUGUUGCUCCUGAGGAGUGCAAAGACAAAAAGCCUCAUUCUUUACAAGCUUGUAACCAGAUCGAUUGUCCCCCUGCGUGGCAUGUUGAAGAGUGGCAGCAGUGUUCACGUACUUGUGGAGGAGGGAUUCAGACCCGCAAAGUGCACUGUAAGCAGCUGUUGACAGAUGGAAGUUUCCUGAAACUCUCUGAUGAAACCUGCCAGGAACCUAAAUUGCCAACUAGUAAACCAUGUGCAAAAGUUGAUUGUCCUCCUCAGGUAGUCUUUGGAGAAUGGUCCAAGUGCUCAGUAAGCUGCGGUGUUGGAAUCCAGAGAAGGAAGCUUGCCUGCCAAAGCCUAACAGCAAAGGGCCAAUAUGUCACAUUAAAUGGAUCAGCGUGCAGUAGUUUGUCUCCUUCACUGCUUGUAAGGUCUUGUCAGAUGAAUGCUUGCAAGAAGAUUAAACCGAAGCUUCCAGAGAAGUAUGCUGCUCAUGGGCCUCAGAUUGUCAGUAUUCACCGAGUCUAUAUUCAAACCAGACAAGAGAAGCGCAUUAAUUUUACCAUAGGAAGCCGAGCCUACUUGCUUCCAAAAACAUCUGUUGUAAUUAAGUGCCCUGUAAGAAGGUUCCAGAAAUCACUUAUUCGGUGGGAGAAAGAUGGACAACACUUACAAAACUCAAAAAGACUUGGCAUCACUAAAUCAGGCUCGCUGAAAAUACAUAGUCUUGAAGCUACUGAUAUCGGUGUGUACCGCUGUAUAGCAGGCUCCGUGCAUGAAACGUUUGUGCUCAAACUCAUCGGUACUGACAACAGGUUGAUAGAGCCACCGAAUCUUAGGAAACAGGCCAGUGAGACCAGUAACACAGAUCACAAUGAGGCCAACAGCUUUGGGGCCAAGUGGCAUAAAAUGAGCAAAAUGUGGCAAAUAUGGAGUAAGAAGAAUGAGCUGUAUCUGGGUGACAGGCAAGUGAAUGAUCAGCCAUUUCUCCGGAAUCUGGAAACCGUUGGGAGUAAUUCAGCUGAAGACUUCAGCUCUCGUGAAUUCAAAAACAAACGACUGGAGGCAGCAAUUCUCCAAGGUGCCUAUAGUAUGGACACAGUGCAGUUUGAAGAACUGGUAAGGAACAUGAGUCAGCUCAUUGAAACUGGAGAAGUCAAUGAAGACUUAGCAUCCCAGGUCAUUUAUCAAUUAGUUGCUGAAUUAUCUAGGCCUCCACAACCAACUGCUGAAAAAUGGAAGGGGGCCCAGGAUGAGAAUCUUGCAUCAAAACUCACAGGCAAAACACCAAAUGAGUCUGAACGCUUCAGCACAAAAACUGUUGAUAAGUUAAUGUUUAACCAGAACGUUCCAGUUAUUAUGAGGCAAAAGGACAUCCCUCGAGUUUUCUUCAACGAAACAGUGACUGUACGAGUUGGAAAUACAGUUUUUCUGACCAGGAAUGUUUGUGCUGUCAAUCUACUGUGUGAAACAGCUGGUAUUAGUGAGGCAAAAUAUACUUGGACAAAAGAUGGCGAGACACUAAAAGCCUCUGAGAAGGUAAUCCUGGACUCCAUUGGAAAAUUGCAGAUUCAGAAUCCUACUCAAAGAGAACUUGGUACAUAUGGAUGCCUGGUUGUUAAUGACUUUGGAUUUGAUAUGGAAACAUCAUUGUUAUUGCGUGCAGAGGUUCCUGUCAUCUUGUCCUCUGUGUCAAACACUACAAACCUGGAAGCCAGCAGUCUUUCAGCAGUUGUUGGAGGUACAAUCAUGGCAAGAAUUGGAGCAAAUAUUACGGUUGAAUGUCCAGUUAAAGGUGUUCCUCAACCAAAUGUAACAUGGUUUAAGAAGGAGGACAUUCUACAAAUGAAUUCUUUCAUGGUUUUGAAUGGCUCUCUAUUUCUGAAGAAUGUUUCCUAUGAUGAUGCAGGAACAUACACUUGCAGAGCAACUAAUGCUCUUGGAAAAGCUGAAGCUGCAUCUGUUCUUCACUUAACUGAACAAAGGUUUACAGAGAACAACACUUUGUUAUCAAAAGGAAGCAGAAGGAAACGUGUCCUAAUGGCAUCUGGAAUUGGUACAAACGUCAGCGUGGUACCCGGGGAUCCAUUAAGAAUAGGUUGCCCAGUGCCUCCCAGCUACAGAAAUACAAUUCGCUGGAUUUUCAGAGACAGUCCAGUUGAGGAAGUUAAGAGCUUGGAAUACCGAACCCUGGUUGGGGGUCGUAUCCUAGAGGUGAACACCAGCUCUGGUCAAUUUGCUGGACAAUUCCAAUGUUGGACUUCAGCUAGUGUAAAACCAAUGUCAGUUUGGGUAAAUGUCAAGAAGGAAGAUUACAAAUGGGAAUAUGCUGAGUGGAGUACCUGUUCUGCUAGCUGUGGGAAUUCAGGAACCCGCUCCAGAAAUCUACAGUGUGUGAAUGCAGAGAAACAAAAAGUGAAUGAAUCGCUAUGCAGAGAGCUGCAGAAGCCAAUGAUUAUUUACCAGUUAUGCAACACAGGUGACUGCCCUGCCAGGUGGGUAACUAGUCCAUGGUCUGAGUGCUCUGCAUCUUGUGGCAAUGGACUUCGCUAUCGACAAAUAACUUGUCAACAGGAAAGAGCCAGCGGCAGUGUGCUGACACUGCCAGCAAAUGCCUGCAUACACAGAGAUCGUCCUGUGGGAAGGAAACCCUGUGUGGGUCAUUUGUGUGCAGUGGGGACAGCACAGGCAAAAGGACAGUGUACUGGUCACUGUGUCGACCACCCUGUAGGUCUGCAGCCUCGCCACUUUAUAUGUCAGCUUCGUAAUGGAUCUUGGGUGUCAAACUCUUCUUGUGAUGAAAGGAGGAGGUCGCCUGUCAGAAGAAACUGUUCUUCAGAGGCAUGUGACGUUUACUGGCGGACAGGCCCUUGGAGGCCUUGCAGCGUGGACUGUGGCAGUGGAUUUCAGUCAAGACAAGUGUAUUGUGUACACAGAAAGAAUAGCAAACCUGUGCCUGAUCAGUACUGCAGAUGGAGGAAGAGACCAGUGACCUGGCAACACUGCAAUGUCACAUCCUGUGGCAAAGACGAAUGCAAGGAUACAACUCACUACUGUACAUAUGUAAAGCAACUAAAGUUAUGCUUGAUAGACACCUACAAACAAAGAUGUUGUCAAUCAUGUCAAGAAAUGUAACUCUUCUGGGGAAAGUUCACGAUGCUGCAGUGAAGAGAUGAGAAGAGAGGUUCAUUAACCUAGCCUGCUCAAAGUAUAUGCUUGUAAAUAAGAUAUUAGAUGUACCAGUUAAAUUGAAACAUGGAGCUGAUGAAAAAACAGCAUUGCAGACUGAUAUGCUGGUCAGGGUAUUUUUUCCUGGGAACUUUUAUUAUCCACUCUUUGCAAUGGAACUUUUAAUGUUUAAAACAUUUCUGUGUUGGGAUUAGGAAGAUAAUGGCAUAUCAUCUGUAAAAUUUUACAGGCCUUCACAUCAUAAUUUUAU
Dryobates pubescens (Downy woodpecker) is the source of this 5902-nucleotide messenger RNA. RefSeq names its product ADAMTS like 3 (gene ADAMTSL3). The record is from RefSeq and is a predicted model, not a curated record. Bases 271 to 5598 code for a protein of 1775 amino acids. Lineage: Eukaryota; Metazoa; Chordata; Aves; Piciformes; Picidae. The transcript is spliced from 31 exons. Gene Ontology annotation, biological process: extracellular matrix organization. Gene Ontology annotation, molecular function: metalloendopeptidase activity. Gene Ontology annotation, cellular component: extracellular matrix.